UAGCGAUCAAAUCUAUUAUUAUCUGCGACAAACCGAAUGCAUUGUGCCUAUACCCUUGUUAGAUAACACAGCACUGAUCGAAGCUAGAGGUAUACUAAGACAACUUAUUAGCCGGCGGCAAGACAGAAAACUUUUCUUCUCGAAUCGAUAGUUUUUUUGUGAAAAAUUAACGAGGUCGGGAGUACAGCAUUGGUCGAUAGUUUGGCACAAAGAAAGGGGUGGCUUUUUAGGGGGGCUACAUGCGGGGCCCCAUCUUUGUCCUGUACAGAGAAGCUGGUUGGAGUUGUAGAGACGGGAUCCUUCUCCCAGAGAAAUAAAUCUGGCUUUCUGUCUCACAGCGAAGAUUUUGUUUUCUUUUGGAUGGAACUUAUUUCCAGUUGAAAAGUGGAAUUCAGCUUACUAAGAUGAGCAAGAACAUAAUGACAGCAGGCAUUUCGUCUGGGUAUCAGAACGAUGCCUUCGUUGUGAUGCCUUCCGAGUCGAUUCCACUACCAAACUACCAUCAGAACAAGGCCCCGGUUGAGAGCAAACCCGCUGAUGAGCCCGAGAAGGAUCAAACUCCGAAGACGUUCGGCGGGCUGGUGUCUGAAUUCGCGGACAACACCACAGCACACGGCGUGUCCCGUAUCGCCAAUGCUUCAUCCUGCAUUGCAAGCUUCAUAUGGCUCGUCAUCCUCUGUGCCGCCUUUUCUGGGUUCUUCUACCAAGGAACCAACCUGGUGCUGGAUUUCUUCAGUUGGCCCUACGGCACAACCAUCGAUAUCAUCACCAAUACCUCCGUGGAUUUCCCAGCCGUGACCGUCUGCAACAUGAACCGGUUGAGGCGCUCCGAGCUGAAGGGGACCCGGUUCGAGGGAGUCAUCGCCGUGGACGGCGGUGUCACCGGUGGAGAUAACGACUAUUCUUGGUUUUUCGAUUGGUCUUCCCAAGGGGAUUUUUAUACGCAGUUCCUUUCCAGUGCCGGUGGUGGAGGAGGGGGUGGUGGAAAUAGUUCUGUCGGCGGUGGAGGUGGUUCUGUCGGAGGUGGAGGUGGUUCUGUCGGCGGUGGCGGUGGUUCUGUCGGCGGUGGAGGUGGUUCUGUCGGGGGUGGAGGUGGUUCUGUCGGAGGUGGAGGUGGUUCUGUCGGCGGUGGAGGUGGUUCUGUCGGCGGUGGAGGUGGUUCUGUCGGAGGUGGAGGCGGUUCUGUCGGAGGUGGGGGUGGUUCUGUCGGCGGUGGAGGUGGUUCUGUCGGAGGUGGAGGUGGUUCUGUCGGCGGUGGAGGUGGUUCUGUCGGAGGUGGAGGUGGUUCUCUCGGCGGUGGAGGUGGUUCUUUAGGAGGUGGUUCUUUAGGAGGUGGUUCUUUAGGAGGUGGUUCUUUAGGAGGUGGUUCUCUCUGGUUCAGUGAUUUGGGCAACGACUUCAACUUCCAGUACGACAAUUACUACGACUUUGGUACCGUGACCGGUGAGAGCGACUGGGACGGGUUCCUGGCUAAUUCCAAGUCGGAGGACUUCAGUGACAUCAUCAAUGUGGCCAAUCCUACCAGAGACGAGCUGGAUGUCCUGGGACAUCAGGCCGAAGACUUCAUCCUCCAGUGUACCUUCGACAGACGUAAAUGCAACUACACUGACUUCCACAAAUUUCAGAACUCACAAUACGGCAACUGCUACACGUUCAACCAUGGACGCGAUGAGGCGGUACGAACCACUAGCAAGUCAGGCUCCCAGUAUGGUCUUCACCUGACAUUGUUCAUCGAGCAGCCCGAGUACGUUGGCUUGUUCACUCCCGAGUCUGGUGUCCGCAUUGGCAUCGAUCACUGGGAGACAACACCACAUCCGGAGGAUAGUGGCAUCACUGCGUCUACAGGACAGGCCACGUCUAUUGCUAUGAGAAAGAGUUUUAUCAAACGCCUUGGUGGACGGUACAGCGAAUGCACCACCGGAGAAGACACCGAGUUCGAAUCAGACUUCUUUCAGUACUCCCCCUUGACCUGCAAGAAGCAGUGUGUACAGAACAACAUGAAAGACCGCUGUGACUGCGUCUCCGACAUUCUCCUGGACGGAGUUCAGUGCAGUUACCUCAACAGCACUCAGCAGCGGUGCAGACAGCUUGUAGAGGCUCUCUAUGAAGACGACAAGCUGGACUGUUACUGCCCGGUGGCAUGCGAGGAAAAUGGCUUUCAGACAAGUACAUCCGUAUCCACCUGGCCCUCUGAGAGAUAUGAGGAACAUCUUUAUUCACGCGUGGCUCCGAAGAAUGCUGUUGCUGCCAGGAUGCUACAAGAUGUAGAAACAACGAGGAAAAAUCUGGCACGUCUGCGUAUCUACUUUGAGGAGCUGAAUUUUCAGAGAGUGGAGCAAUCUCCUAACUGGUCGAUUGAUAGUAUUCUUGGUGCCGUGGGAGGUCUGAUGGGUUUGUACGUUGGUAUCUCCUCCAUCACCUUGGCGGAGAUCAUUGUUUUCAUUUUGUCCCUCUUCAAGCAAUGCUGUCGAACAAUGCUGUGCAUAAAUAAAGUGCAGCCUUCACGCUAAGGCCAUAAGAAGACAGAGAUGAAUAUAGAGCACCGAAGUGUGCCACAUUUCUGGUUCACGCGCAUAUAGUGUGCGAAGACAUAAGAUCGCGUACCAGCGUGUGAACCGUCAACUGAUGGCAGACUUGGUACUCUAUACAUACAUUGUACUAGGUUUUGGAACAGUAUACUUGUCGACUUCUGUAUACAUUUUGAGAAAUCCAUCACACAGAGUAUAGUCGAGUCAAUCACAAGUCAAUCACACGUCAGUCACACAUCCAUCACACAUCCAUCACAAGCCGAUCACAAGUCAAUCACAAGUCGAUCACAAGUCGAUCACAAGUCGAUCACAAGUCAAUCACAA
Molecule: messenger RNA, 2852 nt
Organism: Patiria miniata (bat star)
Lineage: Eukaryota; Metazoa; Echinodermata; Asteroidea; Valvatida; Asterinidae
Exons: 11
Coding region: 405-2510 (701 amino acids)
Biological process (GO): sodium ion transmembrane transport
Cellular component (GO): membrane
Molecular function (GO): ligand-gated sodium channel activity
Source: RefSeq, a predicted model, not a curated record